This is a messenger RNA of Athene cunicularia (burrowing owl), 4505 nucleotides long. It is a transcript of the gene HNMT, whose product is annotated as histamine N-methyltransferase. Bases 773 to 1885 code for a protein of 370 amino acids. The record is from RefSeq and is a predicted model, not a curated record. The transcript has 8 exons. Lineage: Eukaryota; Metazoa; Chordata; Aves; Strigiformes; Strigidae. Gene Ontology annotation, molecular function: N-methyltransferase activity.
GGUGAGAAGCCCCAUGUUCAGGACACACUUCUCUGUCCUAGGAAGCAGAAACUCUUAAAAAAGAAAUAUGGACUGUGUUAGAGGCUUAGUAUAUAUAGGUUGCCACAGUAAUUUAAAGCCCGAAGUGGGGCAUAGGCUCUGGGGUGGGAAUGCCACCCUGGUGAUGGAACUGACAGCUACCAUCCGGACCAGGAGCCCACAAAGACAAUAAAACAGAUUUUGUCAAAAUGAUACUCUUUACCAAGACGGGGUAAUUUAAAUGCUGGGGUUUGGCAAGAAUGAUGGCUUACAAACAUCUGAAGUGUUCCUAAUACAUGAUUUUGCAGUCAUCUUAAUGCAAAGAUUUUGACUAUGAGAGCCGUAUGCGGCUACUGCCAUCAGAGGAGAGUGAGUGUGUCUAAGCCGUUUCCAAAGCUUAUCGUAAGUUCCCACAGGAAGAGAUAUGAAUGGCACGAAAAUAUUACACUUCAAGCAGAGAGAUUUAGGAGGCAUGUGAACCACACCGAAGAGCUGCAAGUGGAAUAUUCAGUUGUCAAAAUAAUGCUGCGACGGCAGCCGCUGCGCUCCCUGCAUUAACAUGUCAGAGCCGGAGUGACAGCAGACGCUAGUGCUGUGUGCUCGGGGGGGCGAUGGCUUCCCAGACAUGGGCUAGAAGAAAGCCUUUCUAAUUUCGGUUGAUUGCUUUUCAAAUGCAGCUCGUUCAGAUCCUCUUCGUCGCACGAGCUCAUUAGGGAACAGCUAGAGGAGGAGGCAGCUGCCGCUGCAUGAGGUUAUGACGUCGCCUGGUCCUUUCUCAAACAGCAAAACCUCCUCUGUGCUGCCACGUCGUGGCCCUGGGGGUGGGACGGCAGUGGCCACUGGGAAGGUGGCUGGCCAGGAGCGUGUCCCCAGCACCGCAGCAGCAUUGUGCCGUGGGAGCCCACGGCCCCGAGAGGCACAGACCACUUAUCUGAAAGAAGAGCUGUGGGGAACAGCCUGCCCCUCCUGCACUCUUCCAACCCCCAGCAUGGCAUCGCCCAUGAGGAGCUUGCUCACUGACCCCGCCAGGUACCUCCAGUCUUUCCGCCUCUUCCUCGAGAAGUCGACUGAGCACCAGAGCAUGAGGGAGUUCAUAGAGAAGGAGCUGCUGACAUUGAUAGCGAGUAUUGGAAAUGGGAAGUCUACAAUCAAUAUUCUAAGUGUUGGUGGUGGAGCAGGUGAGAUUGACCUCCUGAUCCUCUCAAAAGUACAAGCCAGGUAUCCAGGGGUCACCAUCAACAACGAUGUGAUAGAGCCAAGUGCUGACCAAAUCUUCAAAUACAAAGAGCGUGUGGCUAAGACAUCAAACCUUGAGAACAUAAAGUUUACCUGGCAUGAGGAGACAGCUUAUGAAUAUGAAAGUCGAAUGAAUGCAGAAAAGAAGUCUAAAAAAUGGGACUUCAUUCACAUGAUCCAGAUGCUGUAUUAUGUGAAAGACAUCCCAGCGACUAUCCGGUAUUUCCACAGCCUCCUGGAAGCACAGGCAAAGCUCCUCAUUAUCCUGGUGUCAGGAUCCAGUGGCUGGGAAACACUGUGGAAGAAGUACGGGUCUUCCUUCCCUUUAAAUGAUCUGUGCACUUACAUUUCCUCUGCUGACAUCAGGAGAAUGCUGGAUUCAGCCGGGCUGAAGCACCAAUUCUAUGAGCUCCCAUCCCACAUGGACAUAACAAGCUGCUUUACUGAAGGGAACAAGGAUGGGGAGCUGUUGCUGGAUUUCCUCACAGAAACUCAUGAGUUUUCUAAAACUGCCCCUCCUGAGCUAAAGCGUCAGGUUAUAGAAGAGUUAAAAAAGCCUGAAUGCAGUGAAAAAAGAGAUGGGAAGGUGUUUUUUAAUAACAACCUGGGUGUAGUAGUGAUUGAGCCAUGAGUCAACCUCUUCUUGCUUCUUGAUCCAAAGCAAAUAGUCAGAUACAUGCUGUUAACAGCUGAAAUCGGUUUUUCAUAUUUUAUAAAUGGCUUAGUUUACUUCAGUACUGAUACAUAAUUUUUGGAGCCUGUUAAGAAAUCAUUUUUAAUAUCUGUUGUCAUAAGUGAGCUUUAAUACCCAAUUAAUUCUGCACUAAUCUAUGAAAGUGUAACUCACUAAGCAGUUAAUUGUGCUUUAUCGUAUGGAUGUCAUAUAAUCAGAUGUAACUUGCAUCACCCACUCAGGCACGGCAGAAACCUGACCAUUUCCAAAGAAAUAAUCAAGAAGUAUACAUGGUUUCAUCACCUUCUUUUAAAAACUCUCUACAGAACAAGUAAGCAAAUGACAACUUCUCAGUGCAGCUGGCAAGAGUGGAGGCUGAGGAGGACCAGCUCAAUGGCUGCUCAAUGGGAUUUCUUGAGCUUGCUGUGACUGUAAGUUCUCAUACCUCCAGUUACCAUGAAAGUUGCCUCAGACCUGCAUGUGCAUUGGUUGCCUGCUCCUGUCUCUGCAGCCAACUCCAUUUAACGGCACUGCUUCCCUCUCCCUGCAUUUUCACUUUACUUUUAUGAUGUUGCAUCUGCAGAGCUAUUUGCGGACCAGGUCCAUACUGUCACUGCAAGAGCAAAGCGACUGGAGAUGGUCAAGGCACAGCAGUGGUAACAACUGUACUGCAGAGCUGGAUUUCACUAACAAGCCCUGAUUCAAAGCUUUUGUUAGCCAUCGGCUGCUGCUGUCACAUAGGGCUUUCUGGUAUUAUUAGCUGAACACACAAACAUCCUGGUUGCAGCCUCUCACUAACCUGGCAGCAAGGACCAUGCACGGAACAUGUAAAAACAAACUCUGAUGCCAAACUGACAGGUUUCAGUGGGAUUUGUUUCAUUUUCAAUGUGGUCAUGUCAGGUAAAUCUGUUCUAUAUAUAGUAUAGGAUGGUCACCAAGAAGGUGCUUCACCUCCUUGGCUCCUUCUCCGUGUGGGGCUGUAUCUACUGUGGUAGCUGGUGCAUUUGUCUUGCUAAAUGAUUUGACAGUUUUAAGAAGUGUUACGCUCUCUAGAAGGCACUAUGCAUGGCAGGAUACAAUACAGUCACUUGAAUGACUGUAAUAGUCUGAAUACUCAGCUUAUUCAGUGAGACAGGUCUGAUUUCUGACAUUGAAAUAAUUUCAUUCAGUGUUGAAAUGGCUUAUUUUAGGUAAUGAUUUAGCUGCAAGAAAUUAUGUUUUAUUUUUGCAUAUACAUUUCUGAUACAAUAUAGAUUAUUAAAGGUUUGAAGUGAUUUACAAGAGAAUGUAUUAGGCUUUAAUAGCUGUUUAUAUUCAUUCUAGUGUGUAUUAUUUGAAACACAUACUUCUCUGAGUGAUCAAAUAUUAAUUCCAGUGUAUUUAAGAAUGUUUUAAUAAUAUUUCUCAGCUGUUGAACCGAACAAAAUCUAUUACCACUUUUACACUGUGCUACAUACAGAUUCCUGCAUUACAAGACCUCAGUAUAUCCAUAAGCUGCUACACUGACAUGCCAAAGCAAGGGAGAAAAUCUCCCUUUAGGACAGAUUGCUGCAUGUGCUUCUAAUGAGAAACAAAUUAAAGUUACAAUUCUUUUUAUAGCUCUUUUGUGCUGUCAGUGACCUCUUCUAAAUUGUUCAUCCGAAGGGGGUGACCGCUGAAUAUUGCCACAUCACCCUGUCAGGACUGACAUAUCUUUGGGAGCUACAGAAACGCCAGAACAAAAAAACCCAUCCCAAAUCCAACAACAAAACCCAGCAACAAGAUGCACUGCAGGUCCUGUUGUUCUCUGGUUUAGCAGAGGCAAAAAAUGCAAGAAAAAAGCUUUUUAGAGUUUUGGGAGGAACUUUGUUCAGACAAUUUGGGAGAGAGCAGGAAAGAUGAGGAACAGCAGAGAUGAUCUGGAGAGAAGAGAGGAGGAUAUCAUCACACACAAACAUAAAAAGGAGAUUCAGUGUGAAUGUAUGUGAGAGCUCCUUCCCCUCUUUAAUCAGAAAGGGAGAGGCUGGAGAGAGGGUGCAUGGCAUUGCACGGGGUCUGCUUUAAAUACAGAAUUCACUGGAGGAAAAGGCACUUUCACCCCAGUCUGGAGAAGAAAACUCCUUAUCUAAAACCACAUAUGCCAGAGCAGUCCUCUGCCACUGGUUUUGCUUCUGAGGAGAAUUUCAUUUAAAAAAGGGGGAAAAAAAUUACAGUAAACUCCAUUCUAUAUAUGCAGUUGCUUCUGUUAAAGGGCUGGGGGAAAAGUGAAUUAGAACAGCGCCCUUAAGGGAUAAAUUAUUUUAAAUUUUAAAUUCAGAACACACAUAUUUCCAAGAAGAAAGUACUGUAAGUAUUAUUUAGUAGGAAAUGAGUGUGGGGAAGCACAUUUUUAUGCUCAUUUGACCAUAAAAACUGAAGGAGUUUUUGUAAAUCUCUCAAACAACUUCCUAAUAGACUGCAGAACCACAUUUCCAUGCAAGAAUCACCCUUAAUUGUACAGCGAGAUACUGCUAUUCGAGAGCACGUUUGGGGAGUCCAGACUGUUCCUUGACUGGGAUUUCUACAGCAAUUUUGAGCUUACCUCUGUGAUUUCGGCACC